This is a messenger RNA of Symbiodinium sp. CCMP2456, 315 nucleotides long. NCBI's taxonomy places the organism in Eukaryota, Dinophyceae, Suessiales, Symbiodiniaceae. The record is from the annotation of a GenBank genome assembly.
AUGCACGACGGCGACAAGAAGGCCGUGGAGAUCCAGGAAGGCAAAGUGACCAUCCGACCUAGUGGAAACAAUCAGACCUGGGUUGUCAAUGCCGAUUUGGACGACCGUUGCACUGCCGAAGUGGACUUCAACGUGCCAGGCAAACCGUCUCCGCCGCCGGUGCCUUUGGAGCUGAAGCUCUGGCAACUUCAAUCCAGCAGCUCUCAGAAAACAUCUUUCGAGUUUUCGGAUCCCAGCGGGAUGCUUGCACCACCGGGUAUCCCAUUGAACGCCUGGUUGGCAAUACCUUCCACGCAGAGUGCCCUUCUUUUCUAG